This is a messenger RNA of Phascolarctos cinereus (koala), 1452 nucleotides long. It is a transcript of the gene CCDC28B, whose product is annotated as coiled-coil domain containing 28B. Gene Ontology annotation, cellular component: centrosome. Lineage: Eukaryota; Metazoa; Chordata; Mammalia; Diprotodontia; Phascolarctidae. The record is from RefSeq and is a predicted model, not a curated record.
GGGGCCAGUUACCGGACUGUGGGGGAUGGAGCACAGGGGGUCUGAACGUGCCCUUUUCGAGAGCUGGUCGCUGGGCAGCGCGUUCCACUUUGGAACGCUAAGCUGAGUGCUCCUGACAGCCCAUUACACACCCCGUGCCUAAGUGGGGCAGGAUGUCGCUGGGCGGCUCGGUGGCCGUGGGGGCCACGCACUGGCUGGAGGCUGCCCCACCGACAAAAUGCUAGCAGAUGUGCCCAGACACCCAUGCUCAGACGCGAAUGCUUCUCUUCGUGGAUGGAGACGCACAAGGCCAGAUAGAGGGAAAGCUGCUGGAGAGGCCGGGACUGCUGCCCUGGCUUAUUCCCCAAGUGCACCCCCACCCCUCAGGAGCCAAGCCUGGACCCAGAAUGGAUGACAAGAAGAAGAGGAGAAGCCCCAAGCCCUGCUUGUCGCAGCCUGUGCCCCCCACCAGCGCUCUGCGCAGGGUCCCAGUCCCUACCAGCCGAAGUGCCUCCUUCUCCUUGGGCCUCCCCCACCUUCCAUCCCCAAAGCAGCGGACCAAGUUUAAGAGGGUGACCAAGGAGAAGUGCCGCCCCGUGCUGGCUGGUGGAGGGGGUGCCCCAGCAGGUACACCCUUGCAGCACUCCUUCCUGACAGAGGUGACUGGCGUCUACGAGAUGGAGGGAGGGCUACUCAACCUACUCAAUGACUUCCAUUCUGGCCGGCUCCAGGCCUUUGGGAAGGAAUGUUCCUUUGAGCAGCUGGAGCACGUGCGGGAGAUGCAGGAAAAGCUGGCUCGGCUGCACUUCAGCCUGGAUGUGUGUGGAGAGGAGGACGAUGACGAGGAUGAGGCUGAGGCCGAAGGGCUGCCCCAUGAGCAGAAGAAAACUGUGGCUGAUCGGAACCUAGACCAGCUGCUUAGCAAUCUGGAGGACCUCAGCAACUCUAUGUAUCCUUUCUUGAGGAAGAGGACAAAAGCUGCACCUGGCAGAGAACGCAGAGCCUGAGGAGGCACCCACAGCCUAAGAGGGAAGCCCUUGGUGGGGACCCUUUCACACUUGCUCCCAGCCUCGGUUUCACCAGAUGGCUGGGGUGAGCAGCUGGCCUCUCGAAGAUCUGAGGGGAUGAGAAAGGAGCCCAGGCCCCUUCAUGACCUGACUCUGUGACCUUGACUAUGACCUGGCCACAGCCCUGGGAACUAUGUGACCCUGGGCCUUCUGACCCCAAAGACCCAGAGCUAUGACCCACCCCUUCUUGGGACUCGAGGCCCAUCACACGACUCUGAGUUCUGACCCAGGCUGUGACCCCCAGGUCCUCUGACCUCACAUGACCCCGAGCUCUGACCAGACUGUGCCCUCAAGCCCUCCGACUUUACGUGAUCUUGACCUCUGCCCCUGGCUGAUUUCCUCGGGGCCUCCUGGAUCUAUUCAGGCCGGGCCUCUGGCAGCUGAAUUAAACCUGAGGAUGGACGGA